GACGGAUGUUUACUAUCCGAAUACUGGUGAAUUUGAAACCGCGGAACACCCAUCAAAUAACUGAUAUUUUAGUCGCCUACAUCUUUUAUCCGGAAGUUGUCGUCACACAAUUACCAGGCUUGCCUUUGAUUUCACGUUUAUUUAUUGCUCUUAGAGGAAUUUUCAUUGACUAAACCUCUUAGGAAAGGGAUAUAUACACUUACGAAUGUGGCAUAAAAACAGAAAACAUCGCAAUACGGACGUAAUUGAAGAAAUAGUUAUUAAAUGUAAUGGAAUUAGCCGAAGCUUAGAAAAGUUGUAUGUGUUGUUUUCUGAUAUUCCAGUGAAGGCUAUUUUUGGUAAGCUGCGUUUGAUAAAUAAAAUUGAUGCUAUCACUAUUCGGGGGAUAUUUUUACGAGAAAUUAAAAUCACUAUGGCGAUCGAGAAAUUGUUUGUAUACAGCCUCUGUCUCGUCACAUUAAUAGGGAGAUCACAUUCUGUAAAUACGACCGACACACUUGUACCAAGUAUUCAAGACUUAGACAUAAAUGUAUCAACAACCAGUUCUAUACCAUCAGAUUUAACUACAACACCAUUAUCCAUAUCGAUCUCAACUGUACCAUUUUCAUCUCAAAGUACUGAACCAUCCAAAUCUGUUUUAGCAGAUGUUUCAUCCAGCCCUUCUGACCUCGCACUAGUUUCUGUUUCGUCGACAACAUAUCUUUCUCCAUCAACUGCUGUUUCACAAAAUGUAAAUACUGCAACACAAAACGUAUCGGCAGCAAAUUCAACAACAGAAGGAAACGAACCCAUCACAACAUUGAACCCUGGUUCAUCCACCACGAAUUUCAGUUUUAAUAAAUGGUCAAAUACAUUUCCCGGGAUAACGUCGAAUGCCGCAUCUAUAGGUUUCACCAGUCCACCAGUUGACCAUUCAAGCAUUACUGAAACAAAUUCUACACAUUCUUCAAACGCAUCUAUAUCGUUGCUUGUAAAUGAUACAGUACAUGGAAGACCGUCAACAGUUAUAUCUGAACAAAUAAACACUACACAAACAUCUGUUACCGGGUUAACGUCGACCAAAGAGUCAUCUAUCGAAGGUUUAACAUCAUUUUCUGAUUCUCUACAUCCAUCAUCGACUGAACCUGGAAACAUUUUCUCCGCCAUCUCAGAUAUACAGUAUUCAUCUUCAUACGCAAAAGAUGCAUCAUCUCAUGUAACAACGUCCUCUAUAUCCGCUCCCAUUUCUUCAGAUGAACUUCACUCGCCUCAUGUAGACUUUACUACUUCAUUCAUGUUUAUUUCAAAUGAUGUUUCUACCGCUGUUAUGAAUGUCUCAAAAUCAAGCACAGUUUUGGCUUCACCAACAACAAACUAUUUUAAGGAAUCAGUUUAUUCUCUUGCAAACAUCUCAACUACGUUUGUACCAGACCUGGAACCAUCCCCGUCAUCAGCCAUGAUUACAGUAUUGGAAUUAUCUGAAUCAAGUCCCGGCGUUACUUCUUCCGUUCAGUCAUCUUUACAAAAUGGGAUAUCCUCUUCUACAGCGUCAUCAUUCGGGUCUAAUGCUUCAUUUGGUCUUUCUCCAACGACAGAAACUGUUAACAUCUCUAGUGUACCAAAUACUGUUAGUCGCGUUGAUUUAUAUUCAUCGGAAAGUGUUAUUUAUUCAUCUAAAAUUGUUGUCUCAUCUUCAUCUGAACAUCAUUUUGAGUUGUCAUCAUUUCCUAGUUCAAAUAUAUUAGCAAGCGAUAUUUUGGGUAGUAUAAAUGUUAAUAACACACCUACACUGGACAUUAGAAUGAAGACACAGUCAGUUUUAAUAACUGCAUCGGCAGAAAGCGACAAUAUAAUUCCUUCAAAUUCUUUUACAUCCAAUAUGGUACGCCAAGUAGUUACACAAAGUGCGUCUUUAUCACCCACGGCAACGUCUGAACAGUCAGUCAUAAUAUCAGUUACAUCUCAAACAACGACGGAGGGGCCUUCUACAAAUAGACAUUCAUCAACAUCACAUACUAGUAUUCAAACGACAUCAGAAAAUUCUACGGGACUAACAGUUGAAAAAGACCAUAACAUAUAUCGAAUGAUAUUUACCUUUGAUGGACAUUGUGAAAUACUAAGUGAAAAUGAUGUUUUACAAAUGGAGUUUCUAAAAGCUUUAAUGGCUGUUGUGAAAUCAACCACUAAAUUAAGUUCGUACUCUUUAGAAGCAGAAAGAAUACUCUGUGAGCCUUUACGUGUAUAUUUGCGUACAGAAACGAGGGGAUUUAAUAUAAGUCACAUAUCCGAGCCUUUAGAUAAGAUAAUUGCUUCGUCAGAAUUUAUUGUUCCUAUAAUUCAAAGCACACAUGUCUUGAAUUUCACUGCAAUAAAUCUCGAAAUUGUAAAACUUAGUUCAAGCGAUAUAGAUGGGCUGGAGGUGGCAAGGUCAGGUCUAGAAGUUGUGGAUAUAGUGAUCAUUAGUAUUGCUUCUUUUCUGUUUGCCGUUCUCGUACUGAUGAUGGUAAUAGUUAUAUGCCGCGAGUGUUACGUCAGAAAACGUACCACGACGUUUCACCUCAGAGACGUGCCGCACGUGAAUCUUAAAUUAUCUGACUUUACCCUGACGAGAAUACCGCGACCUCAGAUGUUUUAUAGGGAAAAUAGCCGCAGAAAACAUGGGCCCAUCCCAGUGAGCAAGUUACGUAAAUCUCAAUCAAAUGGACAUUCGGAUACGAAAGACAAGGUCAAGGUCAAUCAAGAUCAAAUACGAGUGCGCAUGAGCAAGCACGAUGACGGACUUGUUGUGGGCGUGACUUGCAGCGCGCCACCUAGCCCAUCAAAUAACUCUUCAUCAUGUUCGAGCACUCCAAGAAACGGGGACAGUAGUAAAACAUCUCUAUUAAAGGGAGGUAAUGCAGAAAUUUCUGACGGUGUUACAAAUCCGAGUUAUUCCACAGAUGAUGAACUAAACGGGAAUACAAAAAUUUUGAUUCAAGAGGACGAAAAUGAACAACUUCUGUAGAGGAGAUACAUUAAAAUACAUAUAUUUUUACAUAUUAACUUU
Messenger RNA from Ruditapes philippinarum (Manila clam), 3025 nucleotides. RefSeq names its product mucin-5AC-like. The record is from RefSeq and is a predicted model, not a curated record. The coding region runs from base 206 to 2983 and encodes 925 amino acids. The transcript is spliced from 3 exons. Lineage: Eukaryota; Metazoa; Mollusca; Bivalvia; Venerida; Veneridae.